AGGAACCUCGUCCAUGAGCGGCAGAUCUCCGAGUUACGACUCCACUCGGCAGUGGCCUACGCCUCCGCCCUCCCCGUCAUGUGGGAAAUGACGAAGGCGAUACGGGAGCCGUCCGAGGGAAAAGCGGAAGCUUGCAGUUCAAAAUGGAGGUGGCACUGCGCCAGGAAGGGCUUGACGUUGCCGGAGUCGCCUGAGAACCGCUCUGGUCGGUAAAGUGGAGUUAUGCCGGCACGGGGAGGCUCCGUAACAGGCGAAACGACACUCGUUGGCGUAGCAGCCGCGCUAGCUUGAGCACUAGCCGCGGUUUCAGCUGGGCGCAGAGCUCAUGGGUCCGUUGAUUAGUAACCUGGAGAGCAGCCUCUUGCAGCACACGGCGGAUGGCUUCGGAGUCGGCUGGGUCCAUGUUAUGGCUAGAUCGUUCUGUCAUGAACGGGGCACGAGGGCGGACCCAAAUGCACGACUCCAGAGACACGCAGACGGUGCAGAGGAAACCUUUAUUCAGUCCAAGGUCAGUGUUCAGGUAGGCAGUCCAAACCAGGCAGAAGUAAUAGUACGGCAGGCUUAUGAGGGUGGUCAGUGGACAGGCGUGGGUCGGUACACGGAGAGCAGAAGUCAGGCAAACAGGAGUGCGGGAACGAGGCAUCAAGGACGACGAUCUAGCGAAGGACAAGUUGUCCCCCAAGUCCUAUAUAUACUGGGAGGCAUCAGCUGGAACAAGGUGCAGAUGCUGAAGAAAAUAUCCCGUGUCCUUUAUAACAUUGUGGUUGUUUUUAUUCCUUGGGAAGUGAGGAUUAAGAAAAUUGAAAGUCAUUUUGGGUCGGGCGUCGCCUCCUACUUCAUAUUUCUUCGCUGGUUAUUUGGGAUCAACAUUGUCCUCACCAUUAUGACUGGAGCAUUCAUAGUAUUACCAGAGCUGCUUGCUGGAGCUCCGUUUGGAACCACAAGGAGUAAAACUAUUCCCAAAGAGCACCUGGCUUCUGCUCAGGACCUGGACACCAUAUGGUCCCUUGGGGGUUACCUGCAGUACUCAGUGUUAUUUUAUGGCUAUUACGGGAGGGUAAGGAAGAUCGGCAGUGCAGGGUACCGGUUGCCCCUUGCCUACUUCUUGGUUGGAAUGGCUGUCUUUGCCUACAGUUUCAUCAUUCUGUUAAGAAAAAUGGCCAAGAAUUCCCGGCUAAGUCUAGCCAGUGCCUCAGAUGAAAACUUCACAUUCUGCUGGAGGGUAUUUUGUGCUUGGGAUUACUUGAUUGGAAAUCCAGAGGCUGCAGAGAGCAAAGGAGCAGCCAUCGUCAACAACAUCAGGGAAGCUAUUGUUGAAGAACAGGAAAAGAAGAAAGAUACCAGUCUGGCCGUUCUGAUCAGUUUGCGUUUAUUAGCCAACAUCCUGGUGCUGAUGUCUCUAGCUGGCAGCAUCUACAUCAUCUACUUUGUGGUAGACCGUUCUCAGAAGUUGGAGCAAGAGAAACCGGAGCUGACGCUGUGGGAGAAGAAUGAGGUAAGUGUGGUGGUCUCUCUCAUCACCAUGAUUGCGCCAUCUGCUUUUGAGCUUGUAGCUCAGUUAGAGAUGUAUCAUCCGAGAACAUCACUACGUUUUCAGCUGGCCAGAGUACUUGUUUUAUAUCUUGGGAAUCUCUACAGUCUCAUUAUUGCCCUCCUUGAUAAGGUCAACAGUAUGAGCUCUGCAAUUCCUGUGAGUCCAGCGAAUUGGUCUGACACCCACUCUUAUUUGGCCACUAUCGCACAGCCUGGUGCGUCAAGCCUGUCUACCCUGGUGUCUGAAAUCUCCCAUCUCAACAGCACCACAGCCACCAUUGCCACAAUGCUAGAUGUAACCAACAGAACCAGGGGCAACUCUGAGACCUUCUCCAAUGUGACAACUCAGUUUGAAAAGAACACUCGUUCUCAGCAGGACCAGUGCUGGGAAACCUACGUUGGGCAGGAGAUGCUGAAAUUGUCCAUCAUCGACAUGAUCUUCACAGUGGCCAGCAUCUUACUCAUUGAUUUCAUCAGAGGUUUGGUUGUUCGCUACCUCAGUGACUGCUGCUGUUGGGAUUUGGAGAGCAAGUUUCCUGAAUAUGGGGAAUUCAAAAUAGCGGAGAAUGUCUUGCAUUUGAUUUAUAACCAAGGAAUGAUCUGGAUGGGCGCUUUUUUCUCUCCUUGUCUUCCUGCCUUUAAUGUGUUGAAGCUGAUUGGGCUGAUGUAUCUCAGGAGCUGGGCGGUCCUCACAUGUAAUGUUCCCCAUCAGCAGGUCUUCAAAGCAUCAAGAUCAAAUAAUUUCUACUUGGCGAUGCUGCUCUUUAUGCUCUUUCUGUGCAUGUUGCCUACCAUAUUUGCCAUUGUAAGAUACAGGCCAUCACAGCACUGUGGACCAUUUAGCGGUCAAGAGAAAAUCUAUGACAUCAUAUCUGAAACCGUGGCCACCGACUUUCCUCAGUGGUUCAGUAAAGUGAUGAGUUAUGUCACCAGCCCUGUAGUAGUGUUACCAGCACUCCUACUUCUGUUCAUGCUAAUAUACUAUCUUCAGGCCAUUGCAAGAUCUUUAAAAUUCACCAACAACCAGCUGAUGAUCCAGCUCCAAACAGAGCGCACUGAUGAUAAAAAGAAAGCCUUCCAAAUCACCGCAGCACGACUUCAGGCUCCAGGAGAGGAAGUGGGUGAUCCAAAGCCAGAUGAACAGGAGAGUGACAUAACUAGCCAGGAUCCAUCCAUCCAAACUCCUUCCCCACAAUGGAACGGCAGCAUCACAAACUUCCACCCUCCUGGGCAGCGCAGUAACAGCAUUCGCACAAUUGCUCAGUCUGCAUCCCGGGGAGAGCUGAACAAACCUGUGGCUGGACCCUCCAGAAGUCCGGCCGCACACACCAAACAUAGGCAUACACAACCUCUUGGAGGCCAGAGUGGUUCCUGUCACUCUAAGUCUUACUACCAUAAGGCAUACAAUCACCCACCCAGAUCUUCUGACAACAUUCACUCAGACCCCCUAUACAGGAAGACUCUACAUGCUAUACAUCCUGUUGAACCAGCUGGGUUCAUUACUGGACACAACUACGGGGGGCGCCGUGGCCCAGCCACCCGGUACGUGAUUGUCAACGAACAUGAACCUAGGAAGAAGCUGCUUCGAUCGGCCACACGUAUCCCACGCCAUUACUUAAUGGAAGAAGAGCCAACAGAAAUUCUAGAGCUGUACCCAUGCAACAUCAAACGCUACACUCCUCGCACCCCACACCAACAAGCACUCCCACAUAGAUCUCAACAAAAUCUUAAUGGAGAGGAGGAGAGAGACAGAAAACACAGAAGAAGAGUAUUGUUAGAGAAAGCUCAUCGACCCUUUUCUCUAUCUGACUUGCACCAGCCAGCACACUUUUACAUUGGUGACAGAAUAAAGAACCACAGAGGGAUUUACAGAGCCCAGGAAGAGGAUGAUCAGGAGGAAGGAGAUAUCAGAUGGAGAACUUUGAAGUCACACUCCCAGUCUCAAGACAGUAUAAGGGGAGCAGAGUCUCUACUGGUCAGAACCAGGCACCCUAUGAAUUCUCCAGGAACACAUAGAGAGUCCCCAACCAGCAGCAGGCAUAUGGAGGCUUGUGUAAAAUCAAAGACAAGACCAAAUUUGGAGCGCACUGUAACUGAGUCUGACUCUGCCUCCCUGGCCUCAAGCAGUGAUCAGCAGAACAGUGGUACAGACCAGUACAUUCAAGUUAUCCAUAACAAGGAGCGUUAUCUUAAGUCUGAUAGCAAGGAAGGAAAGUUAUCCAAAGAGAGGUUUAAACAAACAUUGGAAUUAAAUUCGCUUGAAUCAAAUGACCUGGUUUGUUCCAAUGUAUGAAAUUUUGGAACACUGACCAUUACAAUGUUAUGACCAAAUGAGCAAAUUUAUCGUGUAAGCCAAUAGAAAUUAAUUUUAUUUGCUUCAUGUGGACUUCUUGUAUUAUUAUUCAUGCAUUACUGUAACAAUAUGUAAUGAUAAAAGGUAAUAGUGUUUCAGUGUGGAGCAUUCCAUCAAAAAUAAUAAUUACUGUCUGAAUGCUCAUAGUCUAACCAUACAAUAAUAAUUAUCAUGCAAGUCUUCAUUUGACACAAUCAAUUUAAAAACAUCAGUAAGCCCAAUAAAUAACAUUGAAGUUAUACAUUUUCAGUGAGUUCUUCUGGUACGGUGGGUUGUCAAACUAGACUAAGACCUUAAAUGACACAUGCCCUGCUAUGCUGCUCUGGGCACAUCUGAUCACUGCUGAAUUCAACUAAUAACAACAUACAGGAAACAAACUUGAAUGUAUGAAGCCUAUGGUCAAAAUACUGAACAAGGGGACCAAUGAAGUAGAGGUAGAACUUCAAUGACUGCACUGCACUGGACUGUUAGAUUACACAAACAAGAGUGUUUUUAAAACUUCAACAGACAGUCACAUAAGUUUCUGUGAAGAUGUGUGUGGACUGCCAAGAAGGAUAUUUUGCACAUUCAGUAACAACAAGUCCUGGUGCUUUGCCAGACUUAAGUAACUUCACCAGGCUAAUGAGGACAACCUACUAGAAUGAGGAGAGAACUCUGUACAACUUCUCUAGAAAUCAGUUGACAAAGAAAUUAACAUCGCAAAGUAUGCAGAGAAGCUGGAAAAACAAUUGACUAUCAAUGAUCCCAAAUCAGUAUGGCAAGGAUUCAAAUGGGUAACCAACUACAAGCGACCAUCACAACCAAGCGGUGGACAAAAGAGGACUAAAUGAUGACUUCAACUCUAGAUUUGAAAAGAACACUUUGAAACCCCACAACCAUCCUGCUGUACCACCAACCACCAGGGCACCUCUGACUUUUGUGUUAACCAUUCAUGAACAAGAUGUGAGUUGCAUAAAAUGCAGAAAAUCAACAAAGUGGCAGAAACAGAACUUGUUCCCCAAUCCUCCCUUUAAGUCUGCCCUAACAUCUGUGGUUAUGAAGUUAUUUCAGUGCAUCAUGCUGGAUCACCUCAAGAGCAUCACAGAACCCCUGCUGGACCUCCUGCAGUUUACUCAGCAAAUGUGUCUGUGGAUGACACGGUCCGAGGUUGACAGAACUUCAUUCAUUCUUCACCUCGAUGGUGUGGAACUUGCACAAGGAUCCUCUUCACGGAUGUCAGCUUUGUGUUCAACAUCAUCACCAGACUCCUUUCCUCCAAGCUUCUCCACCUCAGUGUCGCGCCUGCUAUCUGGAUUUACAGCUUCCUGACCGGCAGGACAAAGCAAGAGAUUCUGGGGGACACCAACAAAUCCACACGCAGCAUUAGCAGCGGGGAGCCCCAAGGAUGUUUCCUCUCUGCUGCUCUUCGCUCUGUCCACAAACAACUUCACCCCAACGAACCUCGCUGUCAAACUCCUGAAAUUUGAGGAUGACACCAGAGUCACUAGUGCUGCCACAAAGAAGGACAAAUUCCGACUACAAUGAACAAGUAGAACUGAUGGAAAAAUCAUUGGUACCCACGUACACACCCUUGAGGAAUUGCACACUGUUAGAACUAAGAUGGGAGCAUGAAAAAUCCUCUUGGACCUUCCAUGUCUUGGUCAACACCCUUGACAAAUCCUUCACUCAGGUGGGCAACAUCAAACAAUGCAAACUAAAAUCUGCAGACAUUUCGAUAGCGUCUUUCCUCUUCCUUCUAUUAAUUGCUAUAGUCUAUGUGACUAGUAUGACCUAGUAUGUUUCUAUGUCUCCAAGUAUUUACUGUCAAAAUGUCUUUCGAUUGUCGUGUUAUAGUGGCUUCAACUACAAAUUCCUCGUGUGCUUUUGAGAUACUUGGCAAUUAAGUGUUUUGUGUUUCUGAUUUUGAAAUUCAUGGGUUUCUUAAACAAAAUCAGUUUGGUGUUGUUAUUUAUGUUGAGUACUAUUCAUCAUACAGUUAUACAAAUGGAUACAUAAAUGACAUUCUAUCCAAUAAUGCAUCGAUGACUGUGUUUUAUUGUUAAUGCAAUAUGCGCCAGUCUAUGAAAGUAGUAUUUUGAUUAUACUUGAUUAUACGUGCUGCUGACCCAGAAGUGAGUUGCUGAUUGAAAAAUGACUGGGUUUUGGUUGAAUUCCACCAGAAGGCAGUGUGUUUAAUCUUGUUGGCAUACAUCAGGAUGUUCUGAUUAAUAUGAAAUAUUGAGUUCACGUAGACAUUACAAUACAACUGAUAUCAAUAGGAAAUGCUAAUCAUUAUCAGUGCUGUAAUUAAAAUAUUCCUUCUGUCUUGAGGAGAUAAUAAUCUGGUUUCUUCAUGUCAUCUUUUGCUGCCCC
Molecule: messenger RNA, 6238 nt
Organism: Syngnathoides biaculeatus (alligator pipefish)
Lineage: Eukaryota; Metazoa; Chordata; Actinopteri; Syngnathiformes; Syngnathidae
Product: transmembrane channel-like protein 3
Exons: 20
Coding region: 326-3826 (1166 amino acids)
Cellular component (GO): plasma membrane
Molecular function (GO): mechanosensitive monoatomic ion channel activity
Source: RefSeq, a predicted model, not a curated record